Molecule: messenger RNA, 1298 nt
Organism: Rubroshorea leprosula
Lineage: Eukaryota; Viridiplantae; Streptophyta; Magnoliopsida; Malvales; Dipterocarpaceae
Source: the annotation of a GenBank genome assembly
GCUAAGCUUACACCCACUGCUCCCUCGAUCCCCUGAGUCCUCUCUCCUCUCUCAUUCUCUCCCAAAUACAAACAAUGGCGUCUUUGUUCACUCUUCUCUUCUUUGCUUUAGUGCCAUCGUUCUUUGCAACUGUGGAUGCUAGAAUCGCUGGGGUUUAUACUGGUAGCCCGUGGCAGAGCGCCCAUGCUACUUUCUACGGCGGCAGUGACGCCUCUGGAACCAUGGGUGGUGCUUGUGGGUAUGGUAAUCUGUACAGCCAAGGUUACGGCGUGAACACGGCGGCGCUGAGCACGGCUCUUUUCAACGAUGGUCUCAGUUGCGGCGCAUGCUUCGAGAUUAAGUGCACAGAUGACCCCAGAUGGUGCCUCCCAGGCAACCCCUCCAUCUUCAUUACGGGUACCAAUUUCUGCCCCCCUAACUACGCUCUCCCCAGUGACAAUGGCGGCUGGUGCAACCCUCCCCGCCCCCACUUCGACCUCGCCAUGCCCAUGUUCCUCAAGAUCGCCGAGUACCGCGCCGGAAUUGUCCCCGUUUCUUACCGCCGGGUACCGUGCAGGAAGCUGGGCGGGAUCAGAUUCACCGUCAACGGUUUCCGUUACUUCAACUUGGUUCUGGUCACCAACGUCGGCGGUGCUGGUGAUAUCCUGCGCGUGAGCAUAAAGGGCACCAACACGGCUUGGCUGAGCAUGAACCGCAACUGGGGACAAAACUGGCAGUCCAACGCCGUCUUGGUGGGCCAAGCCCUCUCAUUUAGGGUCACCGGCAGCGACCGACGCACCUCCACCUCCAUGAACGUAGCACCCGCUAAUUGGCAGUUCGGUCAAACCUUCACCGGAAAGAAUUUCCGCGUCUGAGUCUGUUGAAUUGAACUUCCCUUCUUUACAACCCCUUUUUUUCUUCCACGUUUGUGUCUCCCGCCCUUCUUUUUUUCCAUUAUUUUCCCGGCAAAAUUCGGAGUGGUGGGGGUAAAGUAAAAGUAAGAGUGGGUAAAACAAAUGGUACUAGGUAGGAAAGUAACCACAAGUCGAAAGUGUGUGCCUUAACAUUUAUAUAUAUUUAUUUUUCUCUUUUUUUUGGUAGAAUAUUUAUUUUUCUGUUUAUCUGUUUGUCUUUCGGAACUUCAUAUAUAAAUUAUAUAUUGCUGGUAAUUAAUGGUGAAUCCAGCUAUGGUAAACUUGUAUUGUAAGAGCUGAAGUGGCUGCAGAGGCAACAAACAUGUAGCCCUCACCUCUUGAUCAUAUGAUAUUCCCCCAUUAAUAUAUAUAAUUGUCAUCUUUAUUGCUCCAUAUUUUCAAUUU